ACUAACCCAUCCCUUAAUACAGAUUUAGCAACAUGGGUUCUCUCCCCCACAUCGUCGAAGACUGCAUGGGUGUCCUCCAACUCUUUAGCGACGGCACCAUUUUCCGCCUCAAAGACAUAAACUUCAACAUUCCUGUCGUCCACGACAACUCAGUCAUAUUCAAAGACUGUCUCUACGACGAGAAACUAAACCUCCAUUUGCGCAUGUACAAACCUACGUCAUCCAAAUCCAGUCCCAUGCCUCGUAAUCUUCAGCUCCCCAUCAUUGUAUACAUCCAUGGUGGCGGCUUCUGUGUCGGCUCUCGCGUAUGGCCCAACUGUCACAACUGCUGCGUCCGCCUGGCUUCUGGGCUCGGCGCUCUAGUCAUCGCACCGGACUAUCGGCUGGCGCCAGAGCAUCGGCUUCCAGCUGCCAUAGACGACGCAGUGAGUGCAGUGAGGUGGCUAAAGGGGCAGGCUUUGGGUGAGAGUACCGGUGGCGAUGCAUGGUUGAGCGGCACCGUUGAUUUUGACCGGGUGUAUAUAGUUGGGGACUCGUCUGGAGGGAAUAUUGCUCACCAUUUAGCGGUCCGGUUCGGUUCCGGUUCGUUUGAGGUGUAUCCGGUUCGAGUACGAGGUUAUGUGCUGCUGGGACCCUUUUUUGGCGGGGAGGUCAGGACAAAGUCUGAGGAGGGGCCGUCUGAAGAACUGCUGAAUUUGGAGAUACUUGACAGGUUUUGGAGGCUGUCGAUGCCCAUAGGAGAAAAUAGAGACCACCCAUUGGCAAACCCAUUUGGACCUGCCAGCCCUAGCCUUGAAAAGGUGGCCCUUGACCCUAUUUUAGUGAUAGCAGGAGGAAGUGAAUUGCUGAAAGAUAGAGCAGAGGACUAUGCCAAGAGGUUUAAAGAACUAGGAAAGGAAAUUGAGUUUGUCCAGUUCGAGGGAAAGCAACAUGGUUUCUUCACGAAUGAUCCGUUCUCAGAAAUUGCAAAUGAAGUCAUCCAACUUCUCAAACAGUUCAUGCUUGAAAACUGCAUGUAAUAACUAGCUAGCUAGGCCAGAGAGUUAGAAUCGUACCGCGUGUUGGUUCAGAUUCUUGAUUAAUGUAACAUGAUUUAGCUAGCGAAAGUACGUACGUGCGUAGUACUAGUACGUAAGGCAUGCAUGCAAAUUAAAUUGGUCGUGGAAAAUCAUGAAGCUCUAGCUAGCUAGUUGGGUAUUGUUAUUCAUUUUCUUCUUUUGGAGUACUACUGAUUGUAAUAUGAAAAUCAAACUGGGCUGUGAUUGCACUCUUGGGCACUGGGUUAAUAUAGUCUCUUUGAUCAUACUAUA
This is a messenger RNA of Juglans regia (Persian walnut), 1310 nucleotides long. Its product is annotated as probable carboxylesterase 15. NCBI's taxonomy places the organism in Eukaryota, Viridiplantae, Streptophyta, Magnoliopsida, Fagales, Juglandaceae. The transcript is spliced from 2 exons. Gene Ontology annotation, molecular function: hydrolase activity. Bases 33 to 1019 code for a protein of 328 amino acids. The record is from RefSeq and is a predicted model, not a curated record.